Molecule: messenger RNA, 363 nt
Organism: Trichophyton rubrum CBS 118892
Lineage: Eukaryota; Fungi; Ascomycota; Eurotiomycetes; Onygenales; Arthrodermataceae
Exons: 1
Coding region: 1-363 (120 amino acids)
Source: RefSeq, a predicted model, not a curated record
AUGUCCGAAGGCUGGAUACUAUUCUUUCCGACUGGACGCAGUGGGUAUAGCAAUGGACCAAUUGUUCCGAGAUCUCCCCUUUUCCCACGUUUGACAUUCGACAGGCAGCUCCAUAGGGCCCUAGAACAGCAUACACUGUCACUGACAAACCAGACUGCGGCCAAGGCAAGACACCUGAAGCGGAAAACCGGGACAACGAGCCGCCAUCGAGGUGAUUCAAAUCAUAUCAUUGUCUGCGUCGUGCUCACUCGCGAUCCCAAUGACAAUGCUACUGGCAGGGAGUCGGUGAAGUACCGAGCUAAUAUGGAGGUCAUCAAUCAGACUGCCCACAUAUUCAAGCAACGCACAGAUGAAGCACAAUGA